This is a messenger RNA of Gorilla gorilla gorilla (western lowland gorilla), 5146 nucleotides long. RefSeq names its product glycerol-3-phosphate acyltransferase 4 (gene GPAT4). Bases 2863 to 4233 code for a protein of 456 amino acids. Gene Ontology annotation, biological process: triglyceride biosynthetic process. Gene Ontology annotation, molecular function: glycerol-3-phosphate O-acyltransferase activity. NCBI's taxonomy places the organism in Eukaryota, Metazoa, Chordata, Mammalia, Primates, Hominidae. The transcript has 15 exons. Gene Ontology annotation, cellular component: endoplasmic reticulum. The record is from RefSeq and is a predicted model, not a curated record.
GCGACCGGUCCACGCGGCACCCGCCUCUCCCUAGGCCCCCGCCCUGCCGGCCCGCGCGCGCCCGACGGGAGCGUGCGGGGCGGUGGGCGCAGGGUCACGUUGGGCGGCGUAGACAAAGGCGGGUGCGCGCACGUCCUGACGCAGCCUGGGCCCGCGGCGGCGGCAAGGGCGGGAGGGAGCGGUCGCCGCGGCAUUUGGAGCUGCCUAGCCUCGCGGUCGCCUUACAGAAAAUUCACCAAGAAAUCUGGCCCAAGCUGAAAGAGCUAUAUGAGACCAGUCCCCCACCGACACCCCAUCCGUACCAGCCGGGAGACUGGGUCCUGGUUAAGCGACACCGACAAGAGACCCUAGAGCCCAGGUAGAAAGGACCACUCCAAGUACUCCUGACCACACCCACCACCCUGAAGGUAGAAGGCAUUGCGUCGUGGAUCCACUACACCCACGUCAAGCCAGUGGACCCAACCUCCGACCUUCUGGGGCCAAUCACGGCGGCGGCUGAAGCACCGGACACGUGGACUGUGGACAGAGCUAAGAACAACCCCUUAAAACUCACCCUGCGCCGGCAGCAUAGCUCACUGCAAACAUGCAGUUAGGUAGUCUAACUCUAACAUUAGUCGCCCUAGUGGCCACUGGAGAAAACAUAAAGCCAGCUCCUAAUCCCUUUGUCUGGAGAUUCUGGCUUUAUGAAAACCAAACCCACCCUGGGCAACCUCAUAAGCCCGGGAAAUUAGUGGCCAGUGCAGAUUGCCCCUCCUCAGGGUGCAAUAGCCCAAUUUUACUAAAUUUUACCGAUUUCCCAGUAGCCAAACCAGUGGCACCAAUAAUAUGCUUCGAGUAUGAUCAGACUGAAUACAAUUGUAAACACUAUUGGUGGCACCAAAGUGCCGGCUGCCCUUAUAACUAUUGUAACAUCCAUAAAUACCAAUGGUGGGGUGGAAGAGAACAGAUAGAUCCCAGAUGGCCCUUCCAUCGCAGACGAGAUAGAGACCUUUCAUAUACAUGGAUAGUUAGAGACCCCUGGAACUCCCGCUGGACCACGCCUCAACACGGGGCUGUAUACUCCUCCGCCUCCACAUGGCCUAGCAGUCACCUCUGUCUGUGGUGGGGUCUAGUGCAGGUACAGCCCCUGGUCCAUGGAAAUAUCCAGCGACAAGAAAACCGCCUGACACAAGACUUACGUCCUUUUUCCUGGUUAAAAUUAUUGCAAGAAGGAUUAGAACUUGCCAACCUUACAGGACUUCACAGCGUGUCUGGCUGCUUUCUGUGUGCCACUCUAGGGCGUCCACCGCUAACCGCUGUCCCCCUGCCAUGGGGAUCCUCCACCUCAGCCCAAGCUAACAACCACCGAAACCUCUCAUAUGCCCCUAUCCCUAACGUGCCACUAUACCUAAACCCCAGUCAAGAAAAGUUUCCCUACUGUUUCUCAGGAACUAAUUCCAGCCUCUGCAACAUCACUGCAACGCCCCCUAAUAUCACCUUAAGGGCUCCGUCAGGCAUAUUCUUCUGGUGUAAUGGAACAUUAUCUAAAAACCUAUCAAGCCCCUCUGUUACCAACCUACUGUGUCUUCCUGUCAAAUUAGUUCCCCGGUUAACUCUGCUUACUGCCGGCGAGUUCCUAGGGUAUACCGGUAACUGGACUAGUGCUGUUAUUCACCCAGACCCUAGACCGAGACCUGCACGAGCCAUAUUUCUCCCCCUCAUUGCAGGAAUCUCCCUCACCACAUCCUUCAUGGAGGCCGGACUGGCUGGGGGAGCCCUAGGUCACACCCUUAUAGAAAGUAACAAGCUGUACCAACAAUUUGCCGUUGCUAUGGAGGAGUCAGCUGAGUCCCUUGCCUCCCUCCAGCGGCAGCUCACGUCCCUAGCACAGGGAACCAAGAAAUGCAACAGGACUAGCCGCAGACAAGAACACCUCAGACAUCAAGUUGUAGAAGGAAAGGGCUUUAUUCAGCUGGGAGCAUCAGUGGACUCACAUCUCCAAAAACCGAGCUCCCCGACUUUGGCAGCAGGUAAGCAGCUGUUUGCCAAGAACCCAGGUCACUGCUAAGAAAGGGUGCCUUCGGGAGAAGAGUGUCCAGAGGAAACCAAUGCCAGAUGCAUCUGGAGUUACACUCAGCACUCGCAGUAUGAGACAUUGUGUGCCAGCAUCUCUUUCCUUCUGGCAAAGACUGUAGCUCUCCAGGUAGGAGGAUCCUGGAAGCUGUGAGCACCUGGAAGCUGUGAGCACCAGGAGCCUUGCCAGAGGAGGAUGGGGCCAGAUAUGAACUCUCUACCAUGAACAUGGUUCUCGGCUUAUGAAGGAAUUUUAAGUAAAACAAUUAUUUAAUUUCCACAUAUUCAAGUCAAAAGCCUUCUGUGUGAAGUGCCAGUGAUUACCCCUCCACGGGAGUUAUCAGGAUUUUUCUGGCACCAAGUUUAAUUCUUCUUGGUACUUCUCGUAGUGACAGAUCUGCAGGACAGAUUUAUCUGUUGAAUGCUCUUGGGCAGGAAAACCAUGUAAAACCUCUGGAAGCAGCAUCAGGACAGCAGAGCAGAGCCCCCAUCCUCACUGCUCACUUGCACAGAAACUCCAUCUGGACUCGGAUGCUUUUACUGAAGACCCAUCUAGCUUCAUUCAUCUUUAGAGUCCAUCCGUUCUGGGGAGACCUGGCGUUUGUAGUUGCCUCCUGUGGCCGUGUUUUUCUGUCAUUCUGUUCCCAGGCCUUCUAUUCGGGCGGUUGAAGGGUGUGGACUUUGGAAUGGGGUUUGCUGUUCUUCGGGAACUUGCUUCCUUUCCCUGGCUGGUGCUGUCGGGAAGGACCAUCUGAAGGCUGCAAUUUGUUCUUAGGGAGGCAGGUGCUGCCCUGGCCUGGAUCUUCCACCAUGUUCCUGUUGCUGCCUUUUGAUAGCCUGAUUGUCAACCUUCUGGGCAUCUCCCUGACUGUCCUCUUCACCCUCCUUCUCGUUUUCAUCAUAGUGCCAGCCAUUUUUGGAGUCUCCUUUGGUAUCCGCAAACUCUACAUGAAAACUCUGUUAAAAAUCUUUGCGUGGGCUACCUUGAGAAUGGAGCGAGGAGCCAAGGAGAAGAACCACCAGCUUUACAAGCCCUACACCAACGGAAUCAUUGCAAAGGAUCCCACUUCACUAGAAGAAGAGAUCAAAGAGAUUCGUCGAAGUGGUAGUAGUAAGGCUCUGGACAACACUCCAGAGUUCGAGCUCUCUGACAUUUUCUACUUUUGCCGGAAAGGAAUGGAGACCAUUAUGGAUGAUGAGGUGACAAAGAGAUUCUCAGCAGAAGAACUGGAGUCCUGGAACCUGCUGAGCAGAACCAAUUAUAACUUCCAAUACAUCAGCCUUCGGCUCACGGUCCUGUGGGGGUUAGGAGUGCUGAUUCGGUACUGCUUUCUGCUGCCGCUCAGGAUAGCGCUGGCUUUCACAGGAAUUAGCCUUCUGGUGGUGGGCACAACUGUGGUGGGAUACUUGCCAAAUGGGAGGUUUAAGGAGUUCAUGAGUAAACAUGUGCACUUAAUGUGUUACCGGAUCUGUGUGCGAGCGCUGACAGCCAUCAUCACCUACCAUGACAGGGAAAACAGACCAAGAAACGGUGGCAUCUGUGUGGCCAAUCAUACCUCGCCGAUCGAUGUGAUCAUCUUGGCCAGCGAUGGCUAUUAUGCCAUGGUGGGUCAAGUGCACGGGGGACUCAUGGGUGUGAUUCAGAGAGCCAUGGUGAAGGCCUGCCCACACGUCUGGUUUGAGCGCUCGGAAGUGAAGGAUCGCCACCUGGUGGCUAAGAGACUGACUGAACAUGUGCAAGAUAAAAGCAAGCUGCCUAUCCUCAUCUUCCCAGAAGGAACCUGCAUCAAUAAUACAUCGGUGAUGAUGUUCAAAAAGGGAAGUUUUGAAAUUGGAGCCACAGUUUACCCUGUUGCUAUCAAGUAUGACCCUCAAUUUGGCGAUGCCUUCUGGAACAGCAGCAAAUACGGGAUGGUGACGUACCUGCUGCGAAUGAUGACCAGCUGGGCCAUUGUCUGCAGCGUGUGGUACCUGCCUCCCAUGACUAGAGAGGCAGAUGAAGAUGCCGUCCAGUUUGCGAAUAGGGUGAAAUCUGCCAUUGCCAGGCAGGGAGGACUUGUGGACCUGCUGUGGGAUGGGGGCCUGAAGAGGGAGAAGGUGAAGGACACGUUCAAGGAGGAGCAGCAGAAGCUGUACAGCAAGAUGAUCGUGGGGAACCACAAGGACAGGAGCCGCUCCUGAGCCUGCCUCCAGCUGGCUGGGGCCACCGUGCGGAGUGCCGACGGGCUCAGAGCUGGAGUUGCUGCCGCCGCCCCCACUGCUGUGUCCUUUCCAGACUCCAGGGCUCCCCGGGCUGCUCUGGAUCCCAGGACUCCGGCUUUCGCCGAGCCGCAGCGGGAUCCCUGUGCACCCGGCGCAGCCUGCCCUUGGUGGUCUAAACGGAUGCUGCUGGGUGUCGCGACCCAGGACGAGAUGCCUUGUUUCUUUUACAAUAAGUCGUUGGAGGAAUGCCAUUAAAGUGAACUCCCCACCUUUGCACGCUGUGCGGGCUGAGUGGUUGGGGAGAUGUGGCCAUGGUCUUGUGCUGGAGAUGGCGAGAGAAGAGUCUGCUGUGCAAGCCCGUGUGCCAGGGAUGUGCUGGGGGCGGCCACCUGCUCUCCAGGAAAGGCACAGCUGAGGCACUGUGGCUGGCUUCGGCCUCAACAUCGCCCCCAGCCUUGGAGCUCUGCAGACAUGAUAGGAAGGAAACUGUCAUCUGCAGGGGCUUUCAGCAAAAUGAAGGGUUAGAUUUUUAUGCUGCUGCUGAUGGGGUCACUAAAGGGAGGGGAAGAGGCCAGGUGGGCCGCUGACUGGGCCAUGGGGAGAACGUGUGUUCGUACUCCAGGCUAACCCUGAACUCCCCAUGUGAUGCGCACUUUGUUGAAUGUGUGUCUCGGUUUCCCCAUCUGUAAUAUGAGUCGGGGGGAAUGGUGGUGAUUCCUACCUCACAGGGCUGUUGUGGGGAUUAAAGUGCUGCGGGUGAGUGAAGGACACAUCACGUUCAGUGUUUCAAGUACAGGCCCACAAAACGGGGCAGGGCAGGCCUGAGCUCAGAGCUGCUGCACUGGGCUUUGGAUUUGUUCUUGUGAGUAAAUAAAACUGGCUGGUGAAUGAA